GGAGGAGGAAGAGGAGGAGGAGGAGGAGGGAUGAGGCGCGCGGUGGAGGGGAAAUGGCUGCCGAAGACAAGCCGGAAGGACUGAAGAAGAUAAGAAAUCCAGAGCGAACGGUCAGGAUUGCCGUGGGCUACACAGGACACACCCCUCCCAAGAGUGAUGACACUGACGCCAACAAUGAGCCGGGCCAGUUAAAGAUCUACCUUCCUAAGAAGUUGCUGGAGUGUCUACCCAAAUGUUCCUCUCUGCCCAAGGAGCGCCAUCGCUGGAACACCAAUGAGGAGAUUGCUGCAUAUCUCAUCACUUUUGAAAAACACGAUGAGUGGCUGACGACAUCGCCAAAAACAAGGCCUCAGAAUGGCUCUAUGAUCCUCUACAACCGUAAGAAGGUGAAGUACAGGAAAGAUGGCUACUGCUGGAAGAAGAGAAAAGACGGGAAGACCACCCGAGAGGAUCACAUGAAGCUCAAAGUGCAGGGAGUCGAGUGUCUGUAUGGCUGCUACGUCCACUCCUCCAUCAUCCCCACCUUCCAUCGUAGAUGCUAUUGGCUGCUGCAGAACCCAGACAUUGUUCUGGUGCACUACCUGAACGUACCGGCGGUGGACGACAGCGGGAAGCCAUGCGGUCCUGUCCUCUGCUCCAUCAACACGGACAGGAAGGAGUGGGCCAAGUGGAGCAAGGAGGAGCUGAUUGGACAACUCAAACCCAUGUGUGCUGGGAGCAGCCUACAUCAGAAAUGUUCCAGUGUCAAGCAGCGCAUCAUCUCAUCCAAGCAGGAGACAGGGGCAGCAGCAGGAGGUGGACCUGCAGUGGGUACCGGCGUCGCAGCAGGCCAGCGAGAUGAGGAGUCGGAGGCCACAGAGGUCCAGAACAGCGAUGUGUCGGAGGGCCAGACAGAUCCUAGUCCUGGAGGAGGCAGGAGCAGAGUGGGCGGAGGAGAGAGGAGGAAUGGCAGGAUAACCAAACCCUCGUUACUCCCUCAGAGCAGCAUGGAGGUCUCCUCUUCAACUUCCAACAACCAGGUGGAGGUUCCUGACACCACACAGAGCUCCCCGCUGUCAAUCGCCAGUGACAUGGCCGACAGUCCUGCUCUCUCCAUUGGGGCUGGUCUGUCACAGAGCACAGCUGUGUUCAUGUCUGAGGUCACCACACUCACUGGGGAUUCGGUUUACUCCGCUGGACACACCCAUCUUCUGGCCUCCACCCACGAAAGCACCACCGCUGGCAUCCUAUUGGCCGUCGCCCCUGACAACCAGAGGUUUGCAUCGUUUCCUGGUGGAGUGGGCUUAGGCGAGGGAGGAGAGUUGGUUCUGUCCAGCUCUCUAGACUCUGGAGGAGCGGUCACACUUCCUGAAACCACCAUGACGUUUGACCCAGAUUGCUUCCUCAACAACCCCAAGCAGGGCCAGACGUAUGGAGGAGGUGGAGGGAAGACUGAGGGGUGUAACGGUGAUGAUGGAGUACUCCACUGCCCCUCGAAUGGCUUCAUCUACAACCCUGCCCUCGUAAACAACAUCAAGACGGAACCGUCACCACUGGAGCAGCCGCUGACCACUCAGAACAGCUACGUGGGGGAAGGAACAGGCCUCAGCCCCAGCACCACCUUGGAGCAGAUGGACUUCAGUGCUGUCAUGUCAUCUGCCUGUGUCCCGAGUCUCGGCCAGACCCCACACCACCCCUCCCCAAGCCUCUUCCUCCAGGCCUCCCCCCAGACUAGCCAGUCCUCCCAGCUGCAGACCAACGGUACCGAGGGAUCGCAGGAAUCAGGUGAGGCCCAAACAUACAUCGGUCUGCCCACGGUGCCAACGGACUCUCCCAUCACCAACGGAGAUCCACAUUCACACCUCCACCAAGCCAACCCAGACCAGCAGGCCCUAUGUGGACGGAACGGACAAGGAGCAGCGGCUUUUCCCCUCACAACACAGGACACGACUGUCGACCAGUCCGUCAGCAGCGGGCAUCAAGAGGUGGGAGUCUUAGAGAAAGCUUCUGAGAAUGGAGGGGAGUUACUACUCAAGCCUGGGGAUCCUCAUGAGGCCUACACGAGCGUGGACACAGAGCACUACCUGCAACCCACAGAUGACAACGGAGGAGGAGAGGAGGGUGGGGGAGGGGGAGGUGGAGGAGCCGGAGGAGGGGAGAAUGAAAUUCUCUGCAACGGUGUAAGCUUACCAGGGGCCGGUGGGUCAGUGGUGGCCAGUCCUCAGUCAAUAGCUGCUGGUACAAACAUAGAGGGGGCGCUCUUCAGCUCUCCUAUGCCACAGCAAGGUGGAGCCGUGUCGGCCACAGCAGCCGGGGCGGGAUCGGCCAUCAGCCUGGAAGGUUUUGAGGCUUCAUUUGGAAGCCAGUUCUCUGAUCUCAUCAAUGAUUUCAUCUCAGUGGAAGGGUCUGGAGGUGGGGUGGGAGCAGCAGUCACUGGGGUUCUCAUGCCACAGGAGGGCGCAGCUGGGGAGGAGCAAGGCGCAGUAGUGGGCCACCUGCAGGGCUCAGAGGUGGAGCAGGGAGCUCUGGGACUCCUCCAGGAGACCGGGAGGCUGUUUGGGGUGACAGACUACUCCCCCGAGUGGUCUUAUCCAGAGGGCGGAGUGAAGGUGCUGAUCACCGGCCCGUGGUUGGAGUCGAGCAGUGAGUACAGCUGCCUCUUUGACCACAUCAGUGUCCCUGCUGCUCUCAUCCAGCCUGGGGUGCUGCGCUGCUACUGCCCAGCCCAUGACACUGGACUGGUGAUGCUACAGGUCGCUAUGGGUGGUGAAGUCAUCUCUUCCUCCGUGGUGUUUGAAUACAAGGCACGAGACCUUCCUGCUCUGCCGUCUUCUCAGCAUGACUGGCUGUCCCUGGAUGAUACCCAGUUCAGGAUGUCCAUCUUGGAGCGUCUGGAGCAGAUGGAACAGAGGAUGGCUGAGAUAACCAAUCAGAACCCCAGCUCAGAAACCACGGCAACCAAGGGCGGAGGAGUGGAGGGGGGAGGAGCCACUGAUCAGCAGUCUCAAAUGUCUCCUGAUCAGGGUUCAUUUGAGGGCCGUGUGGUUGUGGUAUGUGAGAAGAUGAUGUCUCAGUCGUGCUGGGCAUCUUCUAAUCAGCUCGUACACAGUAAGAACUCCAGAGGAAUGACCUUACUGCAUCUGGCUGCAGCUCAGGGCUACGCGGGACUCAUUCAGACGCUCAUCCGCUGGCGCACAAAACACGCUGACUCCAUUGACCUCGAGCUGGAGGUGGAUCCUCUAAAUGUGGACCACUUCUCCUGCACUCCACUGAUGUGGGCCUGUGCUCUGGGCCACACAGAGGCAGCACUGGUGCUUUACCAGUGGGAUCCACGGGCUCUGUCUAUUCCCGAUUCAUUAGGACGCUUGCCACUCAACAUUGCUCGAUCCAGGGGCCACACUCGACUGGCUGAGCUCUUAGAGCAGCUGCAACAGACUCCUCAAGCUCAGGGCCAGCCUGCUGACACAUGGAUGGACAGGUGGAGGGGGGAGUCACGGAUGAGUGGAAUAAGCAACAGCCCCACUCCAAACCCUAACUCAGAGCUCAGAAGAGCCAGGACCGAGAGCCAGCCAGACAACCAGAGCCAAGGCUGGAGCCAAACUGGACUCCGAGCCCCACAGGGCAACCAGGGAGAGCAGGGAGGUCCACCCCCAGCCAAGAGACUCAAACCCAGCCCAGACGCCCAGCAACAGCUUGCUAACUCAACGCCCAGCACCAACACCCUCAACUCCCUCCUCAGCACCUCCCAAAAUCCUAACUCUAUGUGUUCUCUCCUCCCCAACACCCACACGCUACAAACUCAACCCUCCAACCUCAGCUGUCAGAACACACCUCCUGCCAGCACCAGCCCUAACCGGCCUCAGCUCCCCAGCACCCCAUUCUCCCACCUGCAGGCCAGGAUAGGGGAGUCUGGAGGGGGCACCAGGUGGAGUCUGAGGCAGACUCUUGGGCAAUGUAGCCUAGCCAGGAGGAUUUUAGGAAAAGAGCGACUGGCCAGUCACCUGCGCCAAAGAGUGCUGUCUGACAGGGGAGAGGAGACAGAGCUGCUGACCUAUCAGGAGAACACUGAGGACCUGCAGAUGGACAUUACAAUGUUAGCUGAUCACAUCAUGGAGGCGUCAGGUGCUCGGCUCAAACAGGAGGCUGUGGAGACUGAAACAGAGUCCGGGAGGAUCAGCAGUGACGUCAGGUUACUGUCUGGUUACCUCAGCGAGGUGGAGAGAUUCUUGAACUGCAAGCCCCCGACUCCCAGCCCCAAACCACACUCUCUCUCAGGGCCCGAGGAUCAGCAGAGUCCUCAGGCUAAGCAAGCCCCGUCCUCCUCCCCCUCUGACUGGAACUCCUUCCUCUGUGCAGCUAUGAAAGAGGAGAGGUUGAAAAGUAACUCCUCCUGUCUAGCCAUGACUGAAGCAGAGCAGGCGGAGCUGUAUGAGACCAUCAGACAUGCCCUGCACGCCCUCAGAAAACACAAGGGUCCCAUUCAGGAACAACGCAAAGAGAUUGCAGCAGUGAUUCAACGCUGCUAUAAGAGAUAUAAGCAGUAUGCACUUUAUAAGAGGAUGACCCUGGCAGCCAUCCUGAUCCAGAGUCGUUUCCGGAGUUUCCAUGAGCAGAGGAAGUUCCAACAGAGUCGUAGGGCAGCGGUCCUCAUCCAGCAAUACUACCGCUCCUACAGACACUCCCUUGGCAGCCUCCUCACUAAAAGACAGAACCAGGCUGCUCGCAAGAUCCUGAGGUUCCUGCUCCGAUGCCGCCACAGCCCCUUGAUGGACCAUAGGCCUCUGAAAUGGGGCCAGAGAGCAGAGAAAGGUCAGGGGUCCUGAGAUUCCACCACCCGGCCCCACACACAGUCCCCUCAGCCUGUGAGCAACCUCUACACCCUCCCUGCUCUCCAUUUCCCCCCUUUGUUUUCGUUCUCCUCCCCCUCCAUCUCCCCCAGAC
Solea senegalensis (Senegalese sole) is the source of this 4920-nucleotide messenger RNA. RefSeq names its product calmodulin-binding transcription activator 1-like. Bases 54 to 4802 code for a protein of 1582 amino acids. The transcript is spliced from 22 exons. Gene Ontology annotation, cellular component: nucleus. The record is from RefSeq and is a predicted model, not a curated record. NCBI's taxonomy places the organism in Eukaryota, Metazoa, Chordata, Actinopteri, Pleuronectiformes, Soleidae. Gene Ontology annotation, biological process: regulation of transcription by RNA polymerase II. Gene Ontology annotation, molecular function: double-stranded DNA binding; transcription coregulator activity; protein binding.